This is a messenger RNA of Mizuhopecten yessoensis (Yesso scallop), 783 nucleotides long. Its product is annotated as acetyl-coenzyme A carboxylase carboxyl transferase subunit beta, chloroplastic-like. Lineage: Eukaryota; Metazoa; Mollusca; Bivalvia; Pectinida; Pectinidae. The record is from RefSeq and is a predicted model, not a curated record. The transcript has a single exon. The coding region runs from base 1 to 783 and encodes 260 amino acids.
AUGGAAAGGGACAUAGAAAGGGAUAUGGAAGGGGACAUAGAAGAGGCCAUGGAAGGGGACAUAGAAGAGGACAUGGAAGGGGGCAUAGAAGAGGAUAUGGAAGGGGACAUAGAAGAGGAUAUGGAAGGGGACAUAGAAGGGGACAUGGAAGGGGGCAUAGAAGAGGACAUGGAAAGGGACAUAGAAAGGGACAUAGAAAGGGUCAUGGAAGGGGACAUGGAAGGGGACAAGGAAGGGGACAUAGAAAGAGACACGGAAGGGGGCAUAGAAGAGGACAUGGAAAGGUACAUAGAAAGGGACAUAGGAAGGGACAUAGAAAGGGACAUGGAAUGGGACAUAGAAGGGGACAUAGAAGGGGACAUAGAAGGGGGCAUAGAAGAGGACAUGGAAGGGGGCAUAGAAGAGGACAUGGAAAGGUACAUAGAAAGGGACAUAGGAAGGGACAUAGAAAGGGACAUAGAUAGGGACAUGGAAGGGGACAUGGAAGAGGCCAUGGAAGGGGACAUAGAAGAGGACAUGGAAAGGGACAUAAAAAGGGACAUAGAAAGGGACAUAGAUAGGGACAUGGAAGGGGACAUGGAAGAGGACAUGGAAGGGCACAUAGAAGAGGAUAUGGAAGGGGACAUAGAAGGGGACCUGGAAGGGGGCAUAGAAGAGGACAUGGACAUAGAAGGGGACAUGGAAGGGGACAUAGACGGGGACAUGGAAGGGGACAUGGAUAGAAAGGGACAUAGAAAGGGAUAUGGAAGGGGACAUGGAAGGGGAGAUAGAAAGGGACAUUGA